UGUCUAGGACAGUAGGGGUCAGGUCCAGGGCUGCAGACCAAGGGAACGGAAUGGAGGGCUGGACACUGGGGCUGGGGCUGCUCACGGCUCUGGCCGUCUCUGGUGCCUGGGCCCUGAAUGAGGAGGAGCGCCUCAUCCGCUAUCUUUUCCAAGAAAAGAGUUACAACAAGAACCUGCGGCCGGUGGAACGCCAAGGGGGCAAGGUGGACGUCUCCCUGGCCCUCACCCUCUCCAACCUCAUCUCCCUGAAAGAAGUUGAUGAGACCCUCACCACCAACGUGUGGAUCGAGCACGGCUGGAUGGACAGCCGACUCCAAUGGGAUAUGGCCAACUUUGGGAAUAUCAGCGUCCUGCGCCUGCCUUCGGACAUGCUGUGGCUCCCCGAGAUCGUCCUGGAGAACAGGCCCCCCUCUCUCAAUCGAGCAGCCCCGGCCCCCUCCCCUUCCCCUCUUCCGGUCUCCUGGGCCCAGCUCUCCCCACCUUCUCCUAAGGGGCAGCGGAUGGAGCCGAGGCCCCAGAGACCCAGGGCUCAGGGCUCAGGACCCAGGGCUCAGGGCUCGGGACCCAGUACCCAGGACCCAGGGCUCAGGGCUCGGGACCCAGGGCUCAGGACCCAAGGCUCAGGGCUCAGGACCCAAGGCUCAGGGCUCAGGACCCAGUACCCAGGACCCAGGGCUCAGGGCUCAGGACUCAGGACUCAGGGCUCAGGACCCAGGGCUCAGGGCUCAGGGCUCAGGGCUGGGGGCUCGGGGCUCAGGACCAUCUCUCUCCAUGGCAGGUUUCUUCUCUUUGGCAUGGUCCUGGUUACGAUCAUCGUGCUCAUUUGUGUGGUCACCCUGAACAUCCACCACCGGACACCCAGCACCCAUGUCCUCUCGCAGUGGGUCAGGAAGAUAUUCCUGGAGACCCUGCCCCGGAUCCUGCACAUGUCCCAGCCAGAAGUUGCGCCAGUGCUGGGCUCCCAGAUUCGCCGCAGCAGCUCUCUGGGAUAUAUCUCCAAAGCUGAGGAAUACUUCACGGUCAAGUCCCGCAGUGAUCUCAUGUUUGAAAAGCAGUCGGAGAGGCAUGGGCUUGCCAGCCGGGUCACUCCUGCUCGGCGGCCCCCACCAGGGUCUGAAGAGUCCCAUCAAGAGCUGUUGAAUGAGAUAAAGCCGGCCGUGGAUGGGGCCAACUUCAUUGUAAACCACAUGAGAGAUCAGAACAACUACAAUGAGGAAAAGGACAGCUGGGGUCGAGUGGCCCGCACCGUGGAUCGCCUCUGCCUCUUUGUGGUGACCCCUCUCAUGGCCCUGGGCACUGCCUGGAUCCUCCUACAGGGCUUGUACAACCAGCCUCCCCUUCAGCCUUUCCCUGGGGACCCUUUCACCUACGCUGAGAAGGACAAACGCUUCAUCUAG
Vombatus ursinus (common wombat) is the source of this 1397-nucleotide messenger RNA. It is a transcript of the gene CHRND, whose product is annotated as cholinergic receptor nicotinic delta subunit. Gene Ontology annotation, molecular function: transmembrane signaling receptor activity; acetylcholine-gated monoatomic cation-selective channel activity. Gene Ontology annotation, cellular component: neuron projection; postsynaptic membrane; synapse. Gene Ontology annotation, biological process: regulation of membrane potential; signal transduction; nervous system process. The record is from RefSeq and is a predicted model, not a curated record. Bases 51 to 1397 code for a protein of 448 amino acids. The transcript is spliced from 9 exons. Lineage: Eukaryota; Metazoa; Chordata; Mammalia; Diprotodontia; Vombatidae.